AUGUUAUCUUACUUUCGUGAUCGAUUUCAAUACAGUUGGCAUGGUGUUCCCCUGUCCAAAGGGAUCAUAGAAGGCCCCAUAAGUACAAUCUCCGAAUGCGCCGAAGGCCUAGCAGUCAGAGGUCGGCAGGCGUCUUUGGAAUACAAUAAAGGCCCUUCAAGUCAGACGCAAGCCUGGUCGAAACCGAUAAAGUACAAGCCAAGUGAAUACGGUAAGUUAUGUGGUUACAGAGUAGCAACCGGUUUAGCGCAAACAAAGAUAUUUUUGCAAAUAACCACUGCUUGUUUCUUGUCUAUAUUGUUUCCAAUUUAAAGACAAAUUCCGUCGAAAAAAUGUUUUUGCUGUCCGGUCAUUUAUAAAUUUUCGGUACAUUUGAUGCUAUCGGGUUGGAACGAAAGGGCGUCUGAUUUGCGAACAGAGGACAACGAACAGAAUUUGGCGAAACAGUACCUGUUUUUGCCUACAUGACAGGGAAUAUUGGUGCUGUCGAGAAGAACAACCUGCAAAUUAACUUCAAGUGUUGCUCUCAAUUGAUGAAUCGUGCUAAUUCUGGGUUGGGUGCUCUAAUGCGCGUCAAAAUACUACUGUCUAAUCCGGUGUUGUGCUGCCUAUCGACUGGACUAGGCGUUCAUUUUUGGGGUAAUUCAGGAGCUUGCUUAGAGCAUUUCUAGUAGGUGGCAUAAAAUGCCCGAAUUUCAUCGGAGGACGCUUUGCUUAACAGGGCUUAACAAAAUACCUCACGAGAUGAGGAUGCUAUUGCUAAACUAAUAGGUAACAAUGAGGAGCUGCUACGUUAGGAAAGCUAAUUGUUUAAAAUGAGGAGUAGCGACCUUAGAAGCAAUUAUUCGAUCAUUGACGAGCACAUUUAUCAAAGAAACCUAAGGCGGCCGGAUUAUUUAUCGGUGUUCAAGAGACUAGUUUCAUUAUGCCGCCAGUACAAAUCAGUGGGCUACUAUUCAACGCACUUAUUUAGCGAUUUAAGCGCUGAGAUUGAACACUUUUUGUGCUUAAUUAACAAACAACCUAACGCGUUACAGAGCAACGAGAAGUGACGCAGAGAAGAAGAUACUGACGUAAAAAUCCAGAGAGACCCAGAUCGCUAUUUUUGGGUAGGGAGAUUUUGCACCUUCUAGAGGAGUUGGACCAACAUACGACCCGAUCACGCGUCGGCGCACGUUAAUGGGCUGCGCACUCAGAACAAGUGUCAUACGAGGGAUGUGCGGUGACAUGUCCUGACGCGAGAUUGCGCCGCCCAACAUUUGCGCCCGAUCCUGUCUUAUUUACUUGGCCUUGGCAGCGGACCCAGCUGGGUGAGGAAAGAGAGAGGGCUGUAGGUGCGGUGAAGGUGUGUUCUCGCCGUAAACUAGUUGUCGUACAAGUCACUGUCUCCUCGUUCAGCAUUAUCUGAAAUCCUCGGCAACGACGGUCGAAGUGCCAGCCUGAUUUAGAAAAAUUUUCCCAGACAUUACUAAUAAUUGACAUACAACAUUAAGAAAUAUCUUCGAGAAAGUCUUUAAUGAAAUACAUUACAAGAUGUGGAUAGUACUCUUUGGAGAAUUGGAAGAAGAAGAAGAGGGGAUGCCACAUCAACAUCGCAUUACACUCCAUUGUCAUUAAUGCAAUUCCUUAUGUUGUUGCAUGAUUUCGUCGAAGAAAUCUACAACUGUCAGCUUCACGCUUCCUGUUAAGAGUAACUGUCUCUUGAUAUCGUUAGUGUCGAGAAAAGUACUACUGUUCUUAGCCCUGAUUUGGCGGUUUCAAUACCGUUAUAUUUGAAAGAUUUUACUAAGAAAACACAUUGAGCGCCAAGCCAGACCACGUAGGAAUGUUGAGUAUUUGUCACCGAAUUAAUUUUAUUGUUGAUACAGUUCCAGGAACCAGAUUACGAGAAGUAGAAGCGGGUGCUAAAACAAUUGCUUUAUUCGCCCGACGUUUCUGAUUCUCUCUCUCACCCAUCAUCAGAAACAGUAGCACAAACGGGUGAUUAAUGCACAGGGAGUUUCGGUAUUUAUAGGAUGCGGUCAAUAUGCUACUGCACACCUAUGAUAAUUAAUCGCAUUCCGCUUUAUCGAGAAUUGUUGCCCGCUGGUGAGCUAAUUGCUUGAUGGCCGACAUGCAAGUUGUUAAUUCCGGAAAUCUCGUCACCCGUGUUAGAUGCUGGCAUGAUGAUUGCUCGGCUCUCCGGCUCACCGGCCUGCGAGCACCCCGAAUGCUUAAUUACUUUGGUCAGAAUAUGGCUCAGCACGGAAUAUGGAGUGAAGAUGCCGUUGCCUUGUUGGUAGACCGAGAUCCCACGAAGUAUGACUCAAGUAACUCGCGGCUCACGCGAGUAUCACCUCUCGCGAGAAUGUCGGUCUGAUUGAACUUAAAUGUGCGGCUGGAUCCCGUCACCCAUCAAGCAAUUAGCGCACCAGCGGGUAACAAUUCUUGAUGAUGGGAAGCGGAGUUAAUCAUAAUACGCAUGCGGUGGCAUAGCGACUGCAUACUAUAAAAACUGCAACAUUCUGUGAAAGAAUCACCCGUUUCUGCUACUGUCUCCGAUGAUGAGUUCAAGCGAGAAUUCGAAAAGUCAGGCGAAAAAAGCCAUAGUUUCAUCGAUCGCUUCUAAUUCUUAUCAGCUCAACUCUGCGCGACGUAUAAACUGGAGUCGAUGGAAAAGUAGCAGAGACAGCUACUAAUGGAUGCUGUCAUUAAUGAAUGAAUGGGAGUCCCAUUGUGAAAUAGACACUUAUGACUUGUAAAUCGUUCUUAGACUGACCCGCUUCGUCAUGGGGAGAAAGAAAACAAACCUCCAGUCAGCGGUCAGCAAAGCAAAAUCAAAUCUUUAAAAACAGGACGGAUGGCCUGAUCAACACAGAAGAUUAAGUGUAGUUGUACAUAUUCCUAACCCGGAACAUUGUAAAUAAUUAUAUGAAGGUAGAUCCAGUUUAUCCCUACCGACUCGUUCUUUUUCAAAUAGUUAAGAUCGGGCACAUUUUUUACAGGCAAAAAUGUAGUUAAAAACAAAUUUUGAGAUUUUUUGCUGGCGUUUUUCAUUCCAUUCGAUUCCAUUGUAUCCGCCACCUCACGGGGAGUAAUGUCACUCGAUUAUUAAACAAACAAAGAGACACUACUCAGAUCUGACACGAGGUUCGGCGCAGUCUGCGCAAACCGAACAAAAGAGCUCUUUCAUAAGUGAUAGAGGGGGGGGGACGACUUCGACUACUUCGUUUUGGAGGAACAUAUUCUGAUAAAGACAGACGAAUGCAAAUGUAUUCAGCUCCGUGAAUCCCUUUGUAUCCUUGUUGUCAUCGAGAAGAAGGUUGUAGCUACGGGCUUUGCCGUCCCCGAGAACAGCCUCCAUCAAUUGAGCGCUAUUUAACCCAAAAAUCGUCGGUGAACAAUAGGAUAUUUGGUUUCGAAAAAGAGGAAGAACCGGGACUUAUAGAAAUAUACUCUAUCGUCAUCCUCACAAAAGUCAAACAGACAUGUCUCUAAUGACGACAUAUGCUACUUCGCGAUAUUUAGAAACGUGUGAUUUGGAUUGAUACCUCUUUGCAAAAUAACAUGGAAAUAUUUGAUACAUUUAUCCGACUGUCAUCUACCCUGCUCUGGACUAGUUAAUUUGCAAUAAUAAAGUAGGAAAUCAGCUUCCUCGGAGUAAAAAAAUAGAGACUUUAUACAAGCCGGGACAAAUAUGUGUAAAAUAGUUGCCACUGGAGAAACGCCGAUGUAGGUAAGGCUACUGAGACAGUGCUCAUAAAUAAACCAACAGAACCCCACCAAGACGCGCAAAAUUUACCCAGCUCUUUUUUUGAAAGACAGGCAAAAAAUUUACGGGGACGGCAUCGAUAAAAUAAGAAGCAAGAUUAUAAUGUGCAAUUCAGAAGAGUACAAUUUUAGUAACGCCAAGCCAAGAAUUUUUUUGCAAAAAAAUGACACCUUAAGUAUGCAAGCCUACCAAAUGUGCCGUGCCUUUGGGUAAAAGUAUCCGAAAUGUUCGUUUCCUAUAGUUCUGAUUUAAUGCUCGGGAGUUUACUCCCAAGAAUAUCAGUUAGUUUUUGAACAGGCGCGAAACAAUAUCGUUUUAGAAGGGACAGUUGGGCGGUCAUUGCCGACUAUUCCCAUUGUCUGUCCUGAGGCAGGAAUGACGCAGGAACAGUGACUUACGCGUGAGUUGGGUUUAUGGUAGUGGCAAACUUGCGCUGCAUCCAGCAUGGUCUUUCAUCCCCCACCGACCUUGCUCUGAUGGCCUCGGUUUCAAGCCAUAGUCAAAAAAUCUGGCUAGGCGCGGUGAUUUUAAAGCCUGUCUACGCUUGUCCUACGCGUCCUGCCAGCAAAUCUGUUAUCUAAACUUUUACAGAAACAAGAAGGAAGCGUUCAGAAUCCAUCUGCGUAUAGGUGCCGUAGAGACUGUACUAAGGAGGAGCCAUUGCAGCCUGGUUUCCCUAUCUGAAAGGCAAACCGAAUUAUCCUGUGAACUAACAGCCUUCCAAAACGCGACCUUUAAAGCACCCCUGGGUUAAUCUUGAUUUUUCCUACCUGUCCCAGGUACCAGUUCACUGUCCUAGCAGGCAAGCCCUCUAGUACGGGGGCUGGAUGCGAGCGACUUGAGUGGCGUGAACCUGCGCCUGGGUGUGCAACCACCUACCACACAUGUGUGCAAUAUGUCAAGGGUGCGCAGCCUAAAUAACGCAUUGGGUACCCUGAUACAUCUUCCAUGGUUUUAUCGCAUUUGUUCCGUGGAAGUUGCAAGCUCAUAAAUAACAGAAAUUAUAUAUAGAAGCGGAUAUUUACAGUGACUGGGAUGGGGUUUCCGGCAUUUUUACCAUCCUCAGCUUAAAACAUUUAACCCUAGUUCUAGAUAAAUGGAGAUUCGAACCAGGUCUCUCUAGCCACUGAGCGCUAAAAUGUACAGCCCUUCACAAUUAAGACAUGGGUCCGUUGUCUUUAUGGUUGUGAUCAGGAAUACUUAUUAUCAAACAAGAGACGUUUACCAAUCAGAUUGCAUAAUGUGCUUGUUGUCUAGCAAAGACCUAAAAUGUUGUCACUGAGUCAGCACACUCGGUACUGGGAAGAUAUAUCGAUAAGAACAAAAGUGGUUGCGGUGAAUUUGUGUUAAUAUUUAACAUACAGACAACACAGGUACUGGCUAAAUACCCAGACACGCGCGUUUCGCCAAUCGCGUGUCGCCACCUGACGCACCUGAAAAACUUUGGGCUCAUUAGCGGGUCCCCCUGUCUUCACGCGUGUUUUCUGAUAUAAAAAAUUCAUUUUCACUCUGCUUUGUUUGAUGUCCGAGGAAAAUAAUGCGCUAGUUUGGAGGUAAUCCUUUGGAACAGAACUUUUACAAGUACGGUCUGAAAAUUAAUACGAAUAUCUCAACCGAAAUCUGUGUUUGCACAUUCAUUUCCACGAAAAUUAAAAAAUAAAAGGUAAAACUGAAGUCCAUAUACCAGAAAACACAGAAAAAUCUAGGAUGUACCCAUUGAUGGACCGACUCCCUCGCGGUGACGUCAAACAACGACAUAACAUCGGCGUAACAGACGUGUCUGGGCUAUUAUCUAGUAUCCGUGUUGUCAGUUCUGUAAAUAAGUAUCCAAUUCUAUACUACUGGCUGCCGGUCGGCGGUUAUUCCGCAGUAGCUGAUGGAUUUCAGCUCACAUAUUCACAUCAAAUUUGGACCAUGCCUGAAACGGUCUGCUCCGAAGGAUUUACCCCAAGUUCACGAAUUAUUUUCCUCUGAAAGUAAACAAGAAAAAGAGGUUUGGUUGGUUAUUUCUGGUUUAUUAGUAGUCAGAUAAUAAUUGUUAUCCAAAAACUAACCGGAGAUAACUAAAUGUGCGCCAGUGCAGUCAUAUUCGCAGUUGGCCACGUAGCUAGUAGUGCCGUUUGGCAAAAGUGGCUGGUCGUUAGAACUUUGGACACAACUCUAGGUCAUUUCCGACUGUGGUUUUUAAAAUGUUACUCAAGUAACUACCUUAGAUUUUGCGUCGUCAAGCGGUCUGACAGGAUCGCGAAAAGUCGAAUUUUGAGUCAAAACGCUGAAGAAAAUAAACUUGUGAAUUCUGAAGUCUGUACCCACAGAAAGACUUAAAUAGCCUGAUGAUUGGCAUAAAUCUUCAGAAAUAGCGGAUAACUUCAACUUCUCUGAUCGACGCAACGUGCCAUCUAUUCAAGCACAUUUAUGUGGAUCACAGAAAACACUCCGACGACCUCACAUACUGUUUUCCAUCUGUGGUAAUGCAGAAAAAUGCUCUCUUAGGUAGUUGUGAUUGAGCUGAUUAGUUUAGUGUUUAAAGAAUAUAAAAUAGGCCGAUGCCUAUAACGGAUUAAAAUGGUUUAGAGUAAAAAAAGGAGAUCCUUAAUGUCAUGCUUCGCCAGUUGUCACUGCUGCUUCUACAAGAUUGCGUUUGACACAGAAUUAACGGAUUAUCACACCCACGCAAGCUCAUUUAGGUUGAUGACUUCAUAAAACCAUUGAUUCCGGGUUAAGAAGUGCAUUUCGUCUAAACAGCAGUGCAUAAGAGGACAAACACAUAAUCAUGUCAUUCCAGACGAAUUUUGUGAGGGGCUAGAAAGCUUGCAUUUCAGCAACAUAAAACGGCAAGUUUACAUCGGAAAUGCAAAUUUGUUUAAAUUAAUAAAAACCUGCUCAACUAUGAGAAGUGAGCUAUAAAUUUUGUAAACAGAAUGCAAAUUUAGUGGGAAUUUAUUCGGUACAGGUAGAAUUGCCAUAGUGAUGAGUGCACCUGUGAAAUAUUAAAACUUGAAAAAAAGUCAUGCCGUUUGAAAAAAGAAAACUAUUUUUUCUUCGGUAAAAUUGGCGUUACCAAUCACGACUGUAAAUCACUGGUACUUAGUUCGCCUCUAGAAGAAUAAAUUUUAGUAAUUAUAUACUCAUGUAUUUCUUUAAGUUUAUUAUAAAAUCCUGUGCUAACAAGACAAAGAAAAAAUAGCUCAAUUUCAUAAAAGGGUAAGUGUAAUGUAUGAUCUGUUACUCAUUAAAUGUUAAACGGACAUUUGGACUGCCUUUUCGGUCAGUAAGAAUUUGUUAAGUAUGAUCAUCAUGUUGUAUAUCGUGGAACCACAAGCGCGACAGAAUGACGCCUUUUAAGUGCACUUUCACUUAGCCACCUGCAACAAUCUUACUCAGUUAAUAAAUGGCUACGUAAAUAAUAUAAUGUUUUCCGCUUUUUGAAUAUAGCUGUGAAUUCAAAUAUAUUCUACGAACAACAUGAACCAACAGUUUUCCUCUGUUUGUUGUACCAGUUUAUAUCUUCAAAGAUUUAUAUCUAAAAAAGGUCAACACUGGACUUUUAAAAUAGCUUGUAAGAUCUUUUAUGACCUUGAAAUAUUUAGUACUAUAUCAUCGCAUCUGUCCGUUUAAUAAUGUCGUUUAUGAAAUGUGUAUCAUGGCCCACAUCCAUUACGAAAUUCUGUGAGUCCUAUAUGAUGUCUUCUAAUUGGAAAACAUGUGUGUCUUGCCUUUUCUACGUGGAAACUAUACACAUUUUAGACUUUAAAACCCGAAGGCAAAUGCGACGACAGACUUGACUCAAAAGUAUUCGAAAAAUGGUGAAUUCUUUUGAAACCUCUAUGCGUCCUUUCUUUAUGUAAAAAAAUUGGAGAAGACGUGAAUUGCUGUUAACCAUGCACAGGAAGACAAAAGUAUGUGCAUGGUAUGCUUCAAUUGUACUUACAUUUUAGGGAUUAUUAAAAUAAUUGCAAAAAACCAUGCUGCUUACGCAGCCAUUUGUUACCGAGUGUGAUUUUUGCAGACGUUUCAGUAAGAAAGCAUUCAAAGGCCGGCACCCUGAAGCGGUUUUAUACUUUGCAGUUUAUGAUGCGAGGAGUUCAAUUUGACAGCCCCACUUAACUUACCCCUCUGAAUCCGGAAUGCAGUUAACAAUUCCGAUUGGGAUUUCAUUAGAUUAAUCGUUGACUGUGAUGCAUGCUGUUAUGUUACUAUAUUAUAUAUUAUGUAUACUUUAUAUUAUACAUAGGUAUGAAGUAUACAUUAUAUCAUUAUUACAGUAUUAUAUUAUAUCUGUUUUAUAUUAUAUUAAUAUAUUUUAUUAUAAUAUUAUAUACCAUAUAUUACUAUAGUAUAAUAAGCUGAAGACAGUGUUUUGACGAAAAUAACAUUUUAUCGCUACGAAUGGCAGGAAACGGUCUAGACCUCGGGAUUGACUUGCAACUUACGUCUCUGGACCAACUUUCCUUCCUAAACCGCUCUAACGCCAUAUUAUCCCUUCGCGACCUCUCUCAUUUUCGUACAUUGUGCAUUAAAAUUGCACCAAACUUUUUGGACUUCCUGUACAAUAACUUCUAAACUUUGAAAGCGAGGAGUCGAGAACUCGGCCGACUGGACCCCGCGCUCUAUGUGAGUGAGAAAAACGAGGAUCUCUACGAUGUGCCUUUGGGCCACUUAGGCCGUCUGUGGUUUACCCUCUCCUAUGAUCAAACCAGCGAACGUCUGCACGUUACGGUGCACAAGGCACGAAACCUGCGCUCCCCCAAUUACCGAUCACUCAGAUUUUCCAUCGGCAUGCCGGCGGAUCUCACUGCACUUAGCAUCCUCACACCGGUUCAAACACAAGACUGUCGCGUAAAGUAAGUUCAUGUGGCCCACAAAAAUGCAUUUUCUACUGCACUGUAGCUUCAUAACUGCGUACCGGGAAGGCAUCAGCUGUGCGGCAAUGUAUUCGGUGGAUAUACCCGGCUAAAUGAGAUGAAAUUAGUCGCUAGUCCGUGCAACAAGAUUUUGAAUUCUCAAGGACCUUUUGUUCUUGGGUAAAAAUCAAAAUGUCUGUGUCGCGGACCAGCUGCCGGAAGCCUAUCAGAAAAAAGACUGUCGAUGGUGAUCAGGCGGAUAUUUAAUAAAUUAAGAUUUUCCUGAAGGAGGAAAACAAAUGCCUUUUAGCAUAACCGAGACGAUAAAACAUGACAGGUAGCGAACGCUGGUGCAGACCCUGGGAAAUCUGAAUUGAGGCCACGUGGUGGCGCUGAGUAACAGUUAACGUGAUUAUCUUGACUGCGUAAGAUGCAACUUCUGCUAUUGAGCAUUCUCAUUUAGUCCAGAAAUAUUUCCAUAUGCAGCUAGUUGUCUGCAGAAAAAAAACAGAUAUAGAAGGCUGUUUGGGAGCAAGAUUACUCCCGUUGUUUGGUUUUCUCAGUAUUUGACUGGCAACCUGUAGAAUAUCAAUUUAUGCUGAGGUCUAUAGGCUCAGACCAAUGUUUUAUGUAUGAAUAUUUGGUCCGAAGUCCAGCAGCAAUAAGUUAAUGACCGAGAAAUGUUCAGUAACUGCCGACAUGAAGCCAGUAAUAUAUUUUAAGGUUCAAAGAUACUAGGUCGAUACUAGUUAAAAGCCCAUACGCACGGGUUUUGCCGAUACUCUACCGCUGCAAGGUGCAGCUGCGAGGCGUUCGGAACUUCAGCGAUUCCUCUGGAAUUCCCCGGUUUGCGCCUAUGGAACCGAAUAUAAAUGGAUCUACUCCAAGUCAGUAGUCAUUUUCCUAGCAAAUUUAAAGCAAUAACUGCUAAAUGGAAGUGUCUACCAGAUAGCACACGGGGAAUUCUAUGGUACCCACUGGACAGUCAACCUCAAGCUAAUGUGCCAGGCGGAAGCAGAAUAUUGGUGUAGCACCCGUGUAUGUGUUUUUAACUAGCACCUGUGCUAAUAUUAUGGUACCUUUUGGUGCUAAAAUAUAAUGAGAACUGUUUCAGAUUUAUUCCGUCCAGUAUAUCACUGACCACCGCCUCGUACUAAUGAUACAAACUUGAGGACGGGCAAGGCGCAAAUGAUUCACGGGUGGAAUCUGCCCUAUGGGCUAUAAGUACUUCAUCAAAAAGAAGUUCAUUUGUUUCUUGCUACCCGACAUCCAUCAUCCUUGAUGAUCGAGUAUUUAUUAAAACAUCAGUAUGCGUAGAAUGAUAUCUUGACUUGGGAAGGCAAACGGUAAUCGAAUUGGCGGCAAAAGUCAAAAACAUGCAACGAACUGUCAGGCCAAAUAAAAAAGUAGACUGGCACAGAGCCGGUUUGAGUUUAUUCUGCAUUUAUAUAGUCAGGAAUAAUCCUGUUCACCAUAUGGGAACGCAGUCAUCUACACAAGGGCUGCGCAGAUGGCUCACAGACGGCGACAGUCGGGCCGUUCAUAGGCCUCUUAAGGAAAUGAUAGUUGCAAACACCCCGCCAGCUGGCAUUCGAUGUCAUUGUGGACAGUGUAUACGUUCCUACCCAAAUAAGCGCCAUCCGAGUCAUCGGUCUUUUGAAGGAAACAAAAACCGGAUGUCACAACCAGACAACCAGCAUUCUGCCUACCGUGGUUGUUCGUUCGAGUUCGGUUUGUUUGGAAAAACAGGUAUAUCAGUGUAAAAAACUCUCAUAAAGUUAGUGAAGACUGUUAUAUAAAUAAACGCAAACUGGCGAAGAAGAUUGUGGUAAAAAAUAUUGAACGAAAAAAAUUGAGGACGACAUUCAUCAAAGAUUCCGGUGCAAUAAAAUUGAUAUCAAUUGAGUUUUUCCUGACAGAACCCUCCUUAGGUUUGUGAUUUAUGGUAAAAGAACUGUGCUUUAGUCUUUGGAUUUCGCCGUCCGUAUUUUUAGAAAAACGCUUAGAAGGAAAAUAUGUGUUGACAGCAUAUGAAUUUGUCGACGAUGCACGGUUUACACUGCCUAUAAAAUGAGAAUAUUUCAAAUUGUCAAUGCUAAUUGUAAUGCGGUAGACGUCAAAGAAUAUUAAGCACACAUCAGUUAUUUAUCUCCUCAAACGAAUCGUAAGCCUUGUUUUUAAUUUAAAGUCAAGUUGUGACAUUCCGGUCGUCUCUGCCGGCGUUGUCUAUGCGGCGACCGUCUGAUGAUGGAUUCGAGUGAGAAUCCGAAACUUCAGGCCAAUAAAUUUCUUGUACCAGUGAUAACGUCUUCGUUUUCUGAUGUCUACUGUGCAUUCCGCAGUAGAGUAAGAGGAUCGGCACGGAUUUCCGCGUGAGUUAGUUUGGAGCGAUAGAAGAGUUGUGCAGAAUCUACCGCACCCUCCCUCUUUCCGCUGACAUCACACAGUUAAGAAGACCGGGGGCAGGAACGGGCGCAAGAGGUCGUCCCGGUUUGAACCCGCACCUAGGCGUACCGCCACACGCACUCAUCUACAGCGGCCAAUAACCAGGAGUUUUUGCCUCAAAAACGUGAUGGGAGAGAGGCGACAUAGAUUCGCAACUGACAUUUGUUACGUGUUAUGUCAUAAUCAGCCUCCUAUUUAAGAGCGAUUUGAAAUUUUUCUAUAAAUGCCGUUAAAAUUUCAUACAUAUCGGAAGUCGCCAAUGAGGAUACACCAUGAGAAGAACAAAAACCUUACGUUUACUUUACGUUCUCUCACCUCUUUUGUGUAAUUUCAUGCGUUUCGAUUGUUGAUUCUUCUCAAGCUUUUGUGACGUGUCGGUCCUCCGACUUAACGUGAGUUACCUGUUCUUUCAUUUUUAGACUCUACCUCGAGAAUGCCAAAAAGAAAUUCCAAACCUCCUCCACUAAAAGGCAAACAAAUAACCCAACCUUCGAGGAGUCCUUUUCCUUUCAAGUAAGCUUCACCGUCUCCUUUGCAUGCAGUCAUCGCUGCUGGAAAACAGGGUUUCAACAGCCAAACGAACGAUGCUCGCUUGCAGUUGGUUUACUAAGUAACCGGAAUUUGUUUUGUCUACUUUAAUGCGAUUUAUGUCGGGGAAAUUUAAAUAUUUGCUGCGGAACAGGUGGUCCUGAAUUUUGGGCACGCUCUGAGCGCACCUAGGCAGGGAUUGACAGGCAAAGAGUAGAAAUGUACAACGGUGUGUACCCCUCAAUAUGCGCCGGAUACACAUUCUCGUGUCCAGACUUCAAACCCAGCCCAAACUCUAAAUCCCCUAAGACUAACUCAAAGGCUAAUCUUAACCAUCUACUGUAAUACGUGGAGGGAGGUCAUAUUCCUGUGCUAUACCGCAUUGAAAUCCAGCGGCCCUUGUAUACUGGAAAAGUCUGAGAGCCCAUCAUAACGCGUUUAAUAGUUUUGACCGAAGAACGCAUCAAAUGCAUUAUGUAAAUUUUGCUACCCAAGGAUGAAAUGUGAAUUCUUUAUCGUUUUUGACCACUCUACAGCGAUUUUUAUUGAUCGACCGUACGUCGUCACCGAUCGGCUCAAACAAAAAUAACAAAAAGACCCUGCGUCUGGCAUGCGGCAUAUCUAUCGUUGAAAAAAGCACCAGGGGCUAAAUAUAUCAUCUGUUUUCAAACAGCCCACAAAGAACAGCCAGUGUUCGUCUCUAUUUUCAGCUUACGUUUUGCGUCGUCAACAGACCACACCUGAGACGGUAAAUUUAAAAAGGGUCAAGGAAGUGGAUUGGAAAAGCAAUUUUGCUCAGGAAAAAUCAUUCAAUCAAAUAAUAUCCAAAUUGUCUGUACGACGGAAAACAUUAUUCUAUCGUUUGAUUCGAAAAGGUAAAUUUACAUGAGUCCUAAAUAAUCCUGCAUGUAUUUUAAAGCACUGGAUUUUAGUAUACUGUAGGAAAAGCACGUAUGUAGUUAGGUACGAUAUCAAGCACGAACCAAAACGUAGAUGUUAAUGUUAAUAAAAAUCAGAGUUGCGAAAAUUUCCAGUAACAAAUUCAAAAAAAAUUUGGCGAGCAUACUUCAGCUUUCGUUAAAUCCUCUUUAGGUCUAUAUAUUUAUAUUUCAAUCAAAAUUAUUAAAAGGCAAAUGCCGGCAGGCGGAAGAUAUUUAACUACAGAAUAACUCCUACUUGCCAGCGUUUUCCUUUUAGUCAUUUUGAUAGCAAUAUAAAUAUACAGGUCUGAAGAGAAUUUGUCGAAAACUUACGUAUGCUCACCAAAUUGUCUUUUAAGUAAAAGCAGGCUAAUCAUCGCGAACUUUCGGCAAAACGAAAACAAUUCCAUGGAAACAGCUAAAUAAAAAAUGUUCGGCGAGUGAAAUCGAAAUCUUAUCCUACAAGUCUUUCUGAUUUACACUCGAACCCAUAAUUUGGAGACUGGAACAGAUACGCAUUGAUAGGCAUGAAAAAGUUCAAAUAUUUGUAGAAUUACUCUACUAAACAACAAGGGACCUCGCCAAAUCAACAGCUAACACAAUUGCUCAACACCAAUGACUGCCAGAUUUUCUCCAUCUGAGUCCUUGGUUGUGCAAUCGGCACUCCAACAACUGGAUGGUUUGGAUGCAGACGACUCACGGCGCGCAUCUAUCGGGCGGCGCUGUGUUUGCAAAUCCCACAGUCAGUCUCGUACAUACGUGUGUGUGUGUUUGUAUGUGGCACGUGGGCCCUCCAAAACGGACCGCGUAUUAGAUGCAGUGGAAUAACACGGGGUCACAUUGAAUUUUGGCAGGCUUUAUCUCUACGCAAUAACAAAUGCCAACAUCUAGGGGGGGCGUGGGCAGACCCUGUUGUCGGCAGUCGUCGCACAACUGGGACCAUUGUCAUCACCCCAUUUCUUGUGGGUUAAAAUCCUGGCCACUUGUUGAGAGGAUCAGGGGGUGCGGAGUGGAGCGUCAAGGUGCGGACCAGUCCAAGCUAUCCGACUGCGGCCUCCCUCAUCUCCGGUCUUCUUGAUUUUGUCUUAAAGCCGGGCUCAGGUGGGGGAGGAAGAGAGAGUGUGGUAGAUGCAGCGCAAGUCUGCCGGCACUAUAAGCCUCAGCACAAGUCACCGUCCCUGCUCCCACUACCUCUUGUGGUGCACACGGUGGACGUCGUCGGAAUCGACGGUUUAACUCUCGUAUGUAGCCCGUCUUAGCCGUCGACCAACAGACGCUUCGUGGAGCCCCAAUGCGCGCUGCGCAGGCCUACAAUCGCUUUGACAUUGCAUUUCCACUUCAUCCGAGGACAGGAAAAUAGAACUCCCGUAAUACAGGCGAACUUGCCGUAAAUGCCAGGAUGAUUAGCAUUAGGGCGAAGGUUAGGGUUAAAGUUACGAUAAAGGUUAAUGUCAAAACUAUGAUUACGCAAGGCCACCUCUGCUACCUGGUGUCCCUGCCUCCCUUACUGAUCCCGUCUAGCAAGGUGGGUGAGGGAAUUGAGCAUGUUCUGUAAAUGCAGCUCAUAGCUGGCCCACUCCCAGGGGCGCGCGGUCAACGUUUCAACAGUGAUGGUCAAGAAGUCGCAUUAGCUGUUGGAAUACCAUUGCCAAUGUUGGUCCAUUGGCGAAACAUAGAGGACUUGCCAAAUAUAAUAGACAGAUUUUUACUUAACACGUACAACCAAUUUGCGUUUCGCAAAUAUUCCCAUGUUACAAUUGAAAAGUCAAGUUGGCGAACGCAUGUUUUCGGUAAUUCUUCCUCAGGCCAAUACAAUUACAUGAACGAAUGAAAAUGUACAAAAUCAACAGUGUUUAUAGAUGCCUCAAGGGCUAUUAUGUCACUAACACUCAUCAUCCCCACGCCGCCCGCAUGAGAAGGCCGGCGGGUGUUAGUCGUCAGAGCUAGCGGAGGAGGGUAGGAGAGUCUUUGAGUAAUGAUCUUGGGUUGAGUACACGGAGUACCCCUCAUUGUGAUUAGGGAUUUGAGGCGGCAUGGCAUAAUCGCUUGGGGUUGGCGUUGGCCACGGCAGCGAAAGCGCUUGUGUCAGAGUUUUCUGACAGCAUAACACCGGAUUCACUAACCGUAUAGCUACGGCCUCUGCCGUUGCUAGUAUCCGUUGGCGUAGGCCUUUAGAGAAGCAUGUUGGUGUCCGGUAGACAACCUGAAAUGCUUUCUUGGCAUCGACUCGGUGGUUCGUAUCGAUUAAAUGCGCAAGAAUAGAACUCGAAAUCGACCGGGUCUCACCUCUGUCUAGCCAGACGGGCAUAUGUUCACGCACCCUCUUUACCAGGCGUCUCGUUGUGCGGCCGAUGUAUCCUGCUCCACAGGAGCAAGUGAAUGAAUAAAUGCACAUUGAUGUGGCCUCCAACGGUAGUCUGUCAUUACCUCCCAAACGUAGGAGGGGAGAGUUUGUGAGGCAUACGCGUAAAUUCGCCGCAGGGAAUGCCCUCGUGAUAGCUGUAGUUAAGCGCCGUCGAACUUGUUUGCUCUCUGCGUCUCUAGAGCGUAGAGGUACUAGCUCUUGGCCCUAAGUUUUGUAUUGCACGGCGGAUGCCGAAACAAUUAGAGCAAGAAAUCCAAUGUGGGAGUCCCUUUAGUCAGACUGCAGAUCUAAAACCCACCGAAGCUAGAGAAGUUGAUUGUCUUAAGUCGACUCGGGUUAACUGCUGCCAACGGUAUCUAAGGAAGUUCCCGAGAAACAAGGGUCCCCUGAAACGGGCUCAUAUCGAUAGCCUUACGGAGUUUCGUUAAAAAAAAAACAUUGUGCUUACUAGACCGGAUACAGGUUCAGGAGUAGUACUGAUGGAUAGGACGGAUUAUGUGGCGAAACUAGACGAAAUACUGUCGGAUCGUUCCAAGUUCUCAAAAUCUGAGAAAGAUAAGGAUCGCACGGAGGCUGUCGAGGGUCAGCUGACGACUUUUCUCAAAGAUCUCUGCAAAGAAGGCCAUUUGUCUAGCAAAGAGUAUGAACGACUGAGACCGGUGGGCUCGACAAUACUAAGAAUGUACAGCCUUCCAAAAAUUCUCAAACAAGGGCCGCCUCUGCGUCUAAUCUUGGAUAUGAGGAAUUCGCCCUAUCAUACCGUUGCAAAAUGGCUAGUGGAAAGACUAAAGCCAUUGCAAAGUUACCUAUACCCUCGAAGUUUAAAAGACUCCUUUGACUUCGUCGAAGCUAUCAAAAAUAUGAACUUUGGGGUACGGAGGAUGUUAUCACUGGAUGUAUCGUCGCUGUUUACCAACGUAACCGUGGCAGAAACAAUAAAUUAUCUUUGUGAUGUUAUUUGUGAUGCGAACUACGCCAUAGACAUGCCUGUGAAAACGCUAAAAGAACUACUGACGCUUUGCACACAAAAUGUCCAAUUUCUGUGCAAUGGUCAAUUAUACAGGCAGGUAGAUGGUGUGGCAAUGGGAUCACCGCUUGGACCGUUCCUUGCAAAUGUUUUUAUGGGCAAAGUCGAGAAAACAAGCUUGCAAGAGACCAUUAAUGGCCUCGCCUUCUACCGUCGGUACGUGGACGAUAUCUUCUGCCUGACGGAUGGUACCACCCAUACCGAGGAGCUUGUCCAUAAUUUCAACAGUGCGCACCCCUCGCUAAAGUUCACUGCAGAGACCGAGGCAGCUAACCAACUUGCCUUUCUCGAUGUCCUUCUGCACAGGCAAGAGGAUGGGUCUAUCCAGCGCAGGGUGUUCCGAAAGAAAACCUGGACGGGACAAUACGUUAAUUUCCACAGUUUUGUCCCCCUAAACAUCAAACGGAAUUUAGUCCAGGGAUUGGCGGCUAGAGUGAGACGCAUCUGCUCACCUGAAGCUAUUGAAGAAGAACAUCAACAGCUGCGGAACACACUUCGGGAGAACGGAUAGCCAGAUAGCCGUGUCAGGGGACCAUUGUUUCUCGGGAACUUCCUUAGAUACCGUUGGCAGCAGUUAACCCGAGUCGACUUAAGACAAUCAACUUCUCUAGCUUCGGUGGGUUUUAGAUCUGCAGUCUGACUAAAGGGACUCCCACAUUGGAUUUCUUGCUCUAAUUGUUUCGGCAUCCGCCGUGCAAUACAAAACUUAGGGCCAAGAGCUAGUACCUCUACGCUCUAGAGACGCAGAGAGCAAACAAGUUCGACGGCGCUUAACUACAGCUAUCACGAGGGCAUUCCCUGCGGCGAAUUUACGCGUAUGCCUCACAAACUCUCCCCUCCUACGUUUGGGAGGUAAUGACAGACUACCGUUGGAGGCCACAUCAAUGUGCAUUUAUUCAUUCACUUGCUCCUGUGGAGCAGGAUACAUCGGCCGCACAACGAGACGCCUGGUAAAGAGGGUGCGUGAACAUAUGCCCGUCUGGCUAGACAGAGGUGAGACCCGGUCGAUUUCGAGUUCUAUUCUUGCGCAUUUAAUCGAUACGAACCACCGAGUCGAUGCCAAGAAAGCAUUUCAGGUUGUCUACCGGACACCAACAUGCUUCUCUAAAGGCCUACGCCAACGGAUACUAGCAACGGCAGAGGCCGUAGCUAUACGGUUAGUGAAUCCGGUGUUAUGCUGUCAGAAAACUCUGACACAAGCGCUUUCGCUGCCGUGGCCAACGCCAACCCCAAGCGAUUAUGCCAUGCCGCCUCAAAUCCCUAAUCACAAUGAGGGGUACUCCGUGUACUCAACCCAAGAUCAUUACUCAAAGACUCUCCUACCCUCCUCCGCUAGCUCUGACGACUAACACCCGCCGGCCUUCUCAUGCGGGCGGCGUGGGGAUGAUGAGUGUUAGUGACAUAAUAGCCCUUGAGGCAUCUAUAAACACUGUUGAUUUUGUACAUUUUCAUUCGUUCAUGUAAUUGUAUUGGCCUGAGGAAGAAUUACCGAAAACGUGCGUUCGCCAACUUGACUUUUCAAUUUGCGUUUAUUAUUUUCUUUUAUUGCUGUUGCUGAUGAUAAGCCGCUGUGGUAACUCAAAACUUUGGACGAAUAAUACUCGUUUUGAAUCGGUUUUGUCUCCUCCAGAGUCGUACCUGUCUCUUAACUGCAAAGGGAUCGAAUUCUUAAGUCCGCAGUAGGUACAUUGCGCCCGUAAUUUUGCCGGCAUUUUAAAUCCUUACCAGUGAAUCGUCUAACCUUGCUCCCACUUAGUUGGUCAUGUCCUUUUGGCUGGAAUAAUUAGGAUUUCCACGCAUUUCCCGCAUGCAACCAAAAUCGUAUGACAUCUGCGACAAGCUAAACUGUACAAAAACAGAUACUAACCAUGCUUUUCUCCCGCCAGGGCACGCUCUGUGAGCGAUGCUGUACUACAGAAUAAGUGCUGCGGUCACCGAUUUGUCCGUCAUACUAGAUAAAAGGGGGUUAAUUAUCAUUUUUUUCUGAAGUUACUGGUGGUCGCCUAGGGGUGGGCGGCAAGCAACGUAUGAAUCGGAUUUAUCACUCCUGGCAGGCUUGUUGCUAGUCGGUGAUGCGAUAUCGCGGGGUAGUAUAACUUCGUAAGGGAAUUUGGCGGUUAUAUCGAACGUUCCGCCAGUUGAAUCGGAAGUCAUGUCUUGCCGGUUAUGAUUGUUGUUAUAGGCCGUCGUCAAUAGUGGCAUCCUUUGAUCUUUCCCUUACUAUCACAAAUAGCUCUAGAGUCACAGCAUACGGCGACUGAUGCCGUUUAGGGUCAUCUGAGACAAUAAAAAGAUAUUUUGAGUCGCCUAAGGAUGCAGUUCUAUUUAGAGCAGCCUUGCAAACCCAAAUUUCCCUAUAAGGUGGGACUUAGGCGAUUCUAGAAAACCGACGACUCCAUAAACCCGGUUUAUAUCAAUAUAACGUUUAAACCUAAGGGAUGAUUUUUGGGUUGGUGUGCAAAUAUCAAACACACAAAGGCAUUUCCUAUACAGUUGCUGCAUAAAGAAUGUAUGCGUAGGUUCUACAUGCGUUUCACGUGCGAAUAUUUGAGUAAGACACCGAGAAAAGGUGAAUUUCCUCGGAUUUUUCGUAAAUGCUGUAAAGCAAGCACGCAUCGCAAACUGAUAAAUAGAUAACCAUAAUACAAAUACUGGAAGACAGAAUGUUUAAUGCUGUCACCGGUUUUUGACAGUGUUCUUAAGGUGUUCAGCAAUCGAAAAACCGCAAAAGCUCUCAAAUUGAUGGAUGGGCGCAGUAAGGUCUUACUGCAUUAAACAUUUAGCAGCAUCAGCAGCGGCAGCUGGCGCGCCCCGAUCUAACAUCUAUACGUUCUCGUCCAAUCAGUCUCUCACCUAUCUUCUCAAUUUCAAAUUCACCCCUAUGACCGCCGUACCAAAACUAAACCACCUGCCCUCUCCUCCGCUCAUUUUAGAUACCAGUUCACGAGCUUCAGAGUCAGUCCAUCCGGUUCGAGGUUCUGUCGGUCGAGAGAACCAAACGCAGCAAAGUGGUCGGCUUCGUAUCCUUCCCACUGUCCGCCUUGAAGAACUCCGAAUGUCAGUGGCAGCCGUUGCGGGUCGCACGGGACCUGCAACUGUACGAACUAUCCAGUGUGAGUCAUCAACGUUUGAUGGGCCAGGACCUAGGUCGAAAUGCUUCAAACAUUUUGCUAGUCAGCAUAUAUAUCCAGCGGGCGGACAGAAUGCGAUCGAGCGAGAUUCCAAAGUAAAAACUGCGGAUUAGGGGCUUCCUGAACCCGUUUAGAUACGUAUGCUGAAAAAGUUGUCUGCCUCUGAAACGUUAUAUUUUUAAUGUACGGUGGGUGAGCUAACUCGUAAAAUGUCAACCGAAAUGCCGAUAUGUUUUCAUUCGGAAAAGAUUAAUCAAGUAUGGUUGUAAAACUUAUCAUCUUACAACAUAAUUUUAUAAUCCUUCACUUACUUCAGAUCGCCGCCUUUCGAACAAAUUUCUUUCCGAAUGCAUGCAAAAGUAUACUCUCUAAAAAUGACUACUUAUGUAGCAUGCAUUCUUCUCAGUGGUUUUCGGUGUCCCUAAAAUUCCAAUUAUAUUUCAUGGAAAAGACGCAUAAAAAAUCAACUUUUUGCUGAUUCGGUAGAAACUUACGUCUUUUUCCAACGUUAUACUCCAAGAUAGGGCACAAUUUGGUUUAAAAUAGUUUCGUAUUGUAAAAUUAUUUGAUGCUGCUAAUCAACGGCAAUGCCUCUACAUUUAGCAGUGUGCAUCGUAAAGUUAACAAUAUGGCUUAAAUCCAAUGCAAACUUUUAUGAACCCCAUAUGGCCUCCUCUUAAUAUGGUAUAGAAAUAUAUAGUUUUCUGUAAGCGAAAAAUGUAUGUUUUGUUGCUUUGAAACCCUGAAUACAAGCGUUGAGUCAGGUCGGGUUCAAAAUUAUUAGGGAAUUGGAAACGUUUUUAAAAAUUGAAUGAUACUCUUUCUUCACGUAUAAAAUGUAAGAACACUCUACCCCCUACCGAAAGGACAAAGAAAUGAAUAUUUCUCUACAUGUCUCCCUUGAAAUAAAAUUGAAUAUUUAACGGCAUCCAACAUCAAUGGGAAAAAAUGCUGGCAAUAUAAGUGGUCGUUUUUGACAGAGUGUAGUUUCUGCAUGCAGCCGGAAUGAAGUUCGUUCGAAAGCAUGCAUCCUGAGGUAACUGAGUUAGCAUAAAAUUACGCUGCAAGAUUAUCAGUUUUACAACCCCACUCAGUUAGUCUUUGCUAGACGAAAACGCAUUUCGGCAGUUACGUUGGCAUUUCGCGGGGUAGAGCAUCUACUAAAUUACUGCAUGCUUUUAUAUGCCGCAUAACAUUAUCAGCAAAAGCAAGGGAGGCUGAGAUAAUAUUUUCUGGCGUCUAGACUGUCAUCCACUAGCCAUACUUGACCUCGAGGUGUGAAACAACUUCAGAUGUGGUCUUUCGCAGUCUGCUGGCUAGAAGUCAAACUACCUAUCAUUUUGGCCAUGAGAUCAUUGCCCCGUCGGCUGCAAUUGGGUAUAUUAAUAAUGGCAGAGGGAUGCACAACGAUCAGGACUAGGAACAAGGGGACGAAUGAGUUCCACAAUGGGAAGGAACGAAACCUUAUUGAGUAAAUAUUCCGAGGUUGUGUAAAUUUACGAACAAAAAAUUGGCCUCUCACCCACACCUGGCAGGUAAGAGUUCAUAACACCUGUCUGAGGUCUACAUGUGUACUAUAAAUAUCGGAGAUUCCUUUGUCUGGGGUAAAAUUUAUCUUCGGCGUCUGCCGUCCUAAAACAGGCACAACGCUUCCUGACGUCUGGUACUCAGAUGAGUCAUGUAGUAAUCGCAAUCCUGGUUUCGAUGCCGCGGACAAAAAUCCUAGGAAAAAUCUAUAUAGCAUUGCGCGUAGAGAGGUUGUUUAUUGACGCAAACAUUAAACAGGUACCAAUUUUAAACGAGGCUUGAAAUUCUGACUGUUAUUUGCACAUUUACUUAAUGUCUGCUGUAGGGAAGCUCACCGAUCGUUCUUACGGAAAUUACUCGUUGAAUUGUGUCUCAUGGGCUCUCUCUCGAGCCCAACCAGCAGCCGCACUGCGGCACAUGAUACGGGCAGAAUGGUAUUACCGACAAAGAAAAAGGAGACUGGAAUGACCAUUUUUGUCUUAUUAGCCGUCGUCAGCCAGUCGUAUCCAACUCCGAGGUGUGAAACACCUGGAGCUCGACACCGUGACAUGUUGAUUAGAAGUCCGGCGCCUCUAACCUCUGAGCUACGCGCUUGUUGCCCUGUUGAUUCCGAUCGGGAAUACACAGGGGUAGGAAGGCGCACACCGGUCGUUUUUACGGUACUCAUUAGUCCCGUUGUGCCUUACGGUACUCUCUUAAAACCCAACUAACAGCCGCACAGCGGCGCAUGAUAUGGGUAGAACGUUAUUGCCGACAAAGACAAGGGGGAACUAAAAUGGCUAUUUGCGCUAAUUAGCCGUCUUCAGUAGGUUAUAAUCAUCUGGCCAUAUCAUGCGCCGCUGCGCGACUGCUGGUUUGGCUUCAGAGAGAUCGCUUAAGGCACAGCGGAACGGGUGAGUGCCAUAAGAACGAUCGGUGAGCGUCUCACCUGCAUUGUGUGUUCCUAAUCGCAACAGACAGGACAACGAGCCCGUGGCUCAGUGGUAAGAGGCGGUGGACUUUCAACUAACAGGUCGCGAUUUAUAACGCCAGUGGUUCCACAUCUCUGGGUUAGGUACCACUGGCUGACGACGGCUGAUAGACCAGAAAUGGCCACUCCGAACUUCCUUGUCUCUGUCCGUAAUAACGUUCUACAAAAUAUCUGUCCACGACGUGGGAACCAGCGUCGAAAACUUACCGAACAAGUUUCUAUUUUUCCAAAAGUGCUAACCGACUUUUGGAAAUGGUCGCUGAGGCACACACUCGAAGUUCUUCUUUGCCUAUGCGAUCGACUCAUGCAGCAUAAUUGCGCCCACAACUUUUGUUGUCAGUGGACGCUCUUUCGACUGGCUUUUCGAAGUUCAGUGAUUCCGCGUAUUCCACCGAAAAGGUUUUAAUUGCAUGAACAGGAUGACCAAAAUCAACCAUAUAGUUACAGGUGACAACGAUUGUACAUGAAACUUCGCCGUUAUUCAGCCGGGGCGAGAUGUGUUCAUGUAAAUGUCUGGUAUCAGCUCCUGGGACAUACCUCUAAUCCAUUCCACGGAUAUAGCAAAUAAGUUAUGGAACAUGCAGGGAAUAUGAGCUGGUAUCCUACUCCUGCUUUUUUGGUAGAACCACUUGUAUGAAAAUACUAAAAUUACCUACUUUCUUUUCUUACACACACGUUUAAAUGUGCCUCGUCGCAAUAAAAUUGCAUUUUCCCCAUAAGACAUAAUCCAAAAGCAAACAUCUGCCGGUCCAAUUGUCUUAUAAUUGUAACGUUUUAAACAAGGAAAUGCAUAGGCAUCAAUGCGACAUUUUUCUUAAAUUUUCUUAGUGUUUUUGAGAAAUCCUGUAUGCUGAAACAAACGUUUGCUAGAUAGUACUCCGAUGCUGAAAGAAUAAAGAAGAUUAUUUUCUAAGAAGUCCAGCAUUUUUACACAAACGCGGAAUUUUUAUUUUAUUCUAGGUUUUAAAUUUCGUAGUAUGCAUUUUCCCCCACAAACAUUAUUAUUGCUGUUUAAGUAAUUGUGAAGUCGAUCGCUUGUGGACUAUACAUGCUGCUAGGGUUCAGACUCAUAGAUGAUUUGUAGGAACCUUCUGAUGUGGUCUUUUUCCGUAAAUAAUACUUGCGUGAGCCCAUGGUUCCAGCUGACGCGCGCGGGGCAGCAUUAACACAAUUUACUGCAAUCUUUACUAGGCUGACGUAAAAAAAUCCAUACAUAUAGAGAAAAAUUUAAAUUUGGCACACGCACUUUUUCGAUUAUUUCUAGCAAAAAGUUUGCAGUAAUGCAAGUAAGUUACGGUCGAGAAUAAAACCACAAAUAGGCAAUGAACAGUAGUCAUAGGAGGACGUAAGGGCCUUUAGACAUACCAAUAGCCCAGGGGCAAUUACAAUAUAUUCUGUUGGGUUCUUGGAGAAGGGAAGCUGCUAGUGAAUAGUGCUCGGAUGUAGACGUUAGAGGUUGGGUUGGCCUACCAUAUAGUCACUGCCUUAGUCGACGCAAUUAAUGACUAGUUUUGGAGCUGGAAAUGGUCCGUCCGCAGUUCAAUGUGAACUCAAAAUCCCUAGUUGACAUCUGCUGGGUGAGCGCCGUUAACCACGUCAGCCAUAGUGAUGCUAGCGAUCGACGUUUUUAAAAUGCUUCACUUACAGUGCGUGCCCAAUCUCAUGAAAUGUUGGCUGAAAUUCUGAAAUGCGUUUUCGAUUAGGACGACUAACUUGGUCGCGGUUGUGAUACUCUUAUAAAAUUUUGGACUCGACAGGAUGUCGGCUUUUAAAUGCACUUCUUCUCAAUCUCGUGUAGAAAGCGUGCUUGGUAAAAAAUGGCUACUAAUGUAGCAUGCAUUCUCCCCAUUGACUUUCGAUGGUCUUGGAAAUUCAAAUAUAUUUUAUAAAAUCCACAAAUAAAAAAUAUGCUUUCUUCCAGAAAAUCAAUAGAGAAUCGCGACCUCUGUAUAUUUUAUACUUAAGGAAGGAGCAUAAUUAGGUUUUAAAAACGUUUUCUAAUUGCCGAAAAAUUUGGAGCCUGAUCAUUCGUUGCAUUAGCGCUUAGUGAUUACACUCUACAAGGUGCAUGCGUUUCGCGUAAAGAAAAUCCCAUAUUUUUCUAUGCCAUUAAAGAGAAACCAUAAAGAGUCCAUAAAAUUUUGUAAUGGAUGCGGACCAUUUUAUACUUUCCUAUGUGAAUGUAAAUAUCGCGGUUUUAAAAGUCUCCUAAUUAGAAACAUUUUUUAAACCUAACUGUACUCCUUCCUUAAGUAUAAAAUAUAAAUUAGGCGAUAUUUUCUAUUGAUUGAGUUAAAGAUAGCAUAUUUUUGUUUGUGGUUAUUAUAAAAUAUAUUUGAAUUUCCAAGACCAUCGAAAAUCGAUUGGAAAAAUGCAUGCUACUUAAGUAGUCAUUUUUUACCGAGCACGCUUUCUACAGGAGAUUGAAAAGAAGUGCAUUUAAAAUCCGACAUCCUGCCGAGUCCAAAAUGUUAUAAGAGUAUGCCUUAAGACAAUCAAUAUCACAACCGCGAUUAAAUAAUCUUUCCUAAUCGAAAACGCAUUUCAAAAUUGCAGCCAACUUUUCAUGAGAUAGGUCACGCACUGUAUCCAGGAGGAAUAUCAGGUUUUCGUCCGUUUUGAAAAGCGCCUUAUCUGUCAGCCAUAAUAACCUGCCGCUUGGGAGCAAGUGAAGACGUAAAUGCAAAUUUAAGCAGAUCGAACGGACAGCCGAUCCAGUCUUUCAAAGCUUAGAAUCAGAAUGCGUGAGAAAGUAUAUAGGAUUUAAACGGACGCGUACGUGAUCGCAAUCGCAGUCUUAAAGCUGUUUCGUAGAAGUUCGACUUCUAGGUCUCCCGCCUUCCGAUAAGUUAUUGUGAACAAUAGAUUCUUCAUUUUAAACGUAACCACACCCACGUCUUUUGGGGGUUCUUGAAAUAUUUCAUUAUAAGCCUUUCGGAAAACGUUUUCCUGCACUGUUUUUUUAUAAAGGCGAGUUUGUACUCCAGCUUUUCCAGUGUGCUCAUUUUCCCUAGCUCGGUUUGUUAUUCAACGGAGUAAGCUUAACUUCUGACGUACAGAAACGAAACUUUGAAAGUGUGUAUUUUACACUGCUCACGGUUUCCUGCUAGUCACUUUCUUACUUAUUGUUCUACUAAUUAGAACGUCUAGAAAAGGGCGGCACUGUUUUGCCGCCUAUACCAAAGCGAAUAUAAAUGAUGGGUGAGCUUGGUUCUACUUGUUCACAUGGGUGCUGAUGAAAUUACUCCAUGACGGAUCAGAGGCUAGGUCUAGGUACGCCGCAGAGCAAAAUGAGUCAAUACCACCCAACACAAACCUUCAUCUUGAAAUAAAAUGGAGGGAUUAGUGGUCCUCCUUGGGAAUCUACUAAGCAGAACGUCUUAUGGAACAGUCCAGAGAAGUGCAUUUUGCGAGAAAAAGGGACGGGACGAUACACAGCUCUUUAUGAUUCUAAAGUUUAUCUGUGUGCGUCACUUACUUGUGUUAUUAAGCAGGUUUGAUGGGGAAAAUCGAAAAGGUACGUUCAUAUGUUUUUUUUCGCGUAAAUAUAUUCGCAGAACGCUCCAAAAUAAUUCAAAACUCUGGGCCGGGUUCAUGAGACCUUUCUGGCCUCGCAGGACCGAAAAUAGGCGGCAUCCACUUUGAUGCCGCUGCCAUUAUUAGAAAACAAAGGCUAUCAGCACAGAAAACUGUCUUUAUUCAGCACAUACGGCUGCAAUUUAAACCGGCAGAGGGGAGGAGAACGAGGGUUGUUGUUGUUGUUGUUGUUCUUGUUCCCAGUUGUUUUUUUUCAUCGUAUGUUUAGCAUCUACUAGCCAUUGCCUGCGUGCAGAUGGCGUGGUUUCCCAGCAUUCGUUUAAGACACCUUUUUAUAGUUCUGUCCUCGAGAAUGGGAAACCAGUACUAUCUCUAAAUAAGGUCGAUUAGACAUCCCAGGCGGCUGCCGAACUCCAAUUUAUAUGUCACCCCUCCGUAGGGCUUUUGAAGUAGAGUUGCAGGGGGAAGUCGAGGAGGACAAGAAAAUAAUAACUAGGUGUAAAUACACACACAACACCGUAUAUCCUCAUCUGGUUUGGACCGCCGGUUACGUCGGCUAACGGAACAUGACUGCUAGACAGAGCUUAGCUUCGGGGAGCCGAUAAUGAGGGUUAGGCGUCAGGCAAGAACAGUGAUGAGCAGUCGCUAUUUACACGCUGGGAGCUAGCACUCAUGCACUGUUGCUCCAAACUGGACACCCCUGUGCUCCACAGGAAUCGAAUGCACAAGAUGUGACUGGACUCGCAGAGCAGAAUCUCCGUCCUCGCCUAAGCUCAGUAUCUAAACCUAGUCAAGAAGACCGAAGGCCGGAGGGGGCGCAAAUGGCUGACACUGCCGGGCCCGCACAUAGGCGUGCCAAUAAACCCCCUGGGCCACACAAUAGUUGACCCGGGUUUUAGCCAACAACUAACACACCCCUCUAGUCCACAACAAAAGCGUUGACCAUUAUCUUAACAAACAAAAAGUCCGCCAGAAAGAGAUGGUUAGCACAAGUCAAUGAGCAACCAUGUCUACGACCUGUACAACCAGCGGGAACGCAAGCGCAUCCUACGCUUGGGAGUCAGGUGCCUAAGAGCGGUCAGCGCUCACCAGGCUGUGAUGACCGUGGUUUGCUGAGUCCUGGGAUAGGGGACGCAUAUAGUCCAUUAAUCCAAGAGAGGGUGAGACGCUAACCUGAUUUUUAGCAUGGACAUAUUGCAGAGUCAUUAUACGGACAGCCUGGGACAAAAAAAACGGGCAGCAUAUGAGACCGCCCCUUCUUCAAGUUUACUUAAGUCACACCCAAACCAGUAACCAACACUGGUGGCUGUUCCCUGAACCGUCGUGUGUAAGGACAACGUGUAUACAAUAGACUUAUGAGGUCCGGCCAUAAGGUGUCAACAGCUCCUCAUCCGGUGGUGCCAACGUUUCACCGUCUAAAACAUCUGCAAUCUCAGUAUCGGCUAUUUUUCGGUUAGACCUCCAGUGCAGACUGCGUAAAAUCGGUUUAUUCCUUAAAUAAAGCGAGAAAGUAAAGGUCGAAAGUCAUAUUUCAUAAUUACUGCAAACUAUGUUCCCUACACACUAGCCGUGUGAACCCACUGAAGUAAUCACGUCAUUCGAAAAACAAACAUAAGAGGAUUUCGGAUUAGUUCUUGGCGUCAAUCACUCACUAUCGGGGUUACCAUCGGAUGCUGUCCCAGUCACUUUUCAUGUAAGCGGCGGGAGACUUCGCCUGUCCACAUCUCCGGAUAAGCAAAUGGGAAAGAUUCAAGUUAAACAAUUAACUAGGAUUUACUCGGCCGGUAGUUUAAGUCAAAAUAUAGUAAAUCUAAGUCAUGAGUCAAAAAGGCAAGCCAAAGAGCGAGGUUCUUCUCGUGGAAACACGCUCUUUGCAUGCCCUAAACUACUGUUGUGAUUGUAACGUAACAUCUUUUGGGAAAUGCAAUUUAUGAAGAGAAUGAAUUGCUAAAACGACUUUUCCCGAAUGAAGCAUUUCAUAAAGACGACAACGUUUGUGCUAAAAUAACGCCUACUGAUGGGCCCGCACGAUUCUUUGAAAAGGCACCCGGCAUAAACAUCACGGAAAGGAGACAGGCACUGAAUUUCGUGAAAUGUCCGUCUUUGUUUAAACGAAACACUGGGGAAGGUAGCAAAAAUAGCGAGUUCCCUGGGUGAUGGGCGUGGGCGGGACGGAGGAAAGGGCGUUAAAAUUGUUCUCACUUAUGACAACAGUCUCUAUUUUUAUUUUUCCAAUACAAAGGCAUGUCGCAAUGUAGCAGAAAUUGAAGUCUUCUCCUCCAGCAGAAAAAGAUCGCAUUGCAGUUAAAUACAGUUUGUCUUCUUCCCCCCUCAUCCUAAUUCCCAUCCGCUCUACUGCGUUUCCUUACAUGAAUCAGAUGAUUGCUUCUAUUGUCAGGGAUAAGAUGUCAGACACCAGCACGACGGACCUGUUGCAUACAACAGGGAGCAGAGAGCGCUGGUGACACCGGUCGAAUGCGAAUGGGUGGCUAUAACCAGUGCUAGAUCAUGUCUGCAAGAGGGAGAGAGAGGGAACAUGAGCGUACUGGCGUCGACUACUUAUAUAUAUAUAUUUGAAAGCAAAUACGUUCUUUAAAACAAAAUAAGAAAACUUCCUUAAGCAAAUGUGCGACGCUCGCUCCACAGAUCGUUUUCAGACCUGACCAAAUAUGCACAGAACAAUCAACAUUUCAAACGUGCUUCAACAUCGAUAUUCAUUUGGCGUUUGCGCCAGUAAACGGCCUCCUAGCGACCUGGGAAAGCAGCGUUGAAAAAUUUUCUAUUUUUUCCAAAGAACGUUUUUGCUUUCAAAUUAUAUUUCUUGGGAUGUCUGCUUUCCAAUAUAUAUCCACUGUAUAAUUAUCGAUAAAGACAAGCGAGAUUGGAUGGGCCAUUUCUGGCUUAUUAGUCGUCAGCCAGUCAUACCCAACCCCGAAGUGUGGAACACCCGUGGCUUGAACUCGCGAUCCGUUAGUUAGAAUUUCACGCCUCCACACUUCGGGGUUCGGUAUGACUGGCUGACGACGGCUAGUAAACCAGAAAUGGCCAUCCCAAUCUCCCUUGUCUUUGUCAGUCAUAACAUACCGCCUAUAUCAUGCCCCGUUGUGCGGCUGCUGGUUGGGCUCAAGAGAGAGCCCGUAUUAUAUUUCUUCAGCUGAUUGCGUACCAAUAUAUAUAUAUAUAUAUACAUACUGGAAGGUAGGCAUCCAAAGAAAUGUAAGUUGAAGGCAGGGGCUUUCUUUGGGAAAAGAUACUUUACUGCGUAAUUGUUCGACGCGUGGGGAACCGUAAGAACGAUUGGUAAACGCCGUCUACCAUAUAUAUACACAGGAAUGGGUGCACACCGAUCUACUCGUUUUUACGAAGCAAACAAGCUCCGUAUUUUUGGUAGGGGUCACGAGCAGGCAAGCAGUUACCAGAUCAAAGUAGGCCAAGUCAUUAUAACACCGGGGAGGUAUGACAGAGUAUGUGGGUAAAGUGAUAUAGUACUGUUUCGGGCUUGGUAAUCCUUUAUUUACCCAACCAUAACCCUGACCAGCAGCUGGGGACAGAAACACAAACAUGCUCACAGACGCACAUGGAGAAUUCGAUCCACCACUGGGUCUACCAGAUGGGUCAUAAGAACUUUAUCGAGGCGAGGCUCUACUUUGCCCAAAGAACCUAUUUGCUUUCAAAUUAUAUUUCUUCAGCUGAUUGCGUACCAAUUUAUAUAUAAACAUAUGCAUACUGGAAGGUAGGCAUCCAAAGAAAUGUAAGUUGAAGGCAGAGGCGUUCCUUGGGAAAAGAUACUUUACUGCGUGAAUUUUCGACGCGUGGGAAACCGGCGUCGCAACAGUAGCAUUCCGAAUGGAAGUUCGUGACCUGGAGAUAUCCAACUUCGAUUCAAAUUUAGACGGAGCAUUUACCUUCAAGGUUACGAUCUGGCUCAUCAUAGGUUACGUUAAGUUAACUCUAAAUCCCCGGUCUGGCGUUUACCAUUGCAGAGAUCGAAUACUUUGGAAUAAUAGUCUUCUGAAAAAAUUUGCUCAGAUGAACAGAUAUUACUUGCCGGGUUAUGUAGGAUGCGGGACCUUCUUCCUCACAUACCCAAUUUAUCGAAUGAUUUAUGUACUUAAACGAUCACCUAAUGCAUCCCAUUUUCAGGUAUUCUGAAUCGCGCGUUAAUAUGUUGUGUUAUUUUUUCAAAUACUUUUCAAUACAACUACUUUAAAGCAAAAUCCUCUCCGCCUCAACGAUUAUCGAGAGCGCCAAAGUAUUCACUAGAAUACUCAGUCGAGACUCGCAGCACAUGUAUUUACAUGCUAAUCAAAGGAAUAUAAGUAGUCACUAUGUUUGUAUAUGUGAGAUUCCCUACAUCGCAUAUCAUUCAAACAGAUGCUAAAAAAAUUGCUUUUUUUAAUUUCAGUUUCCCGGAAGUAUAACACUAAUGGUGGCCCUUACCUACUUUCCAGCGACCAGUCGUCUUACAGUUGGCGUGUUUGAGUGCCAGAAUUUGCCCCUUAAGUCAAACGGAUUUUGCAUUGGUAAGUGACGUUUAACCUUGAAACGUGGCGCAUCUGCGGGUUACUGUGUAAGACAUCUUCUUUUGAGGUGAAAGAAACUAAAAGUUCAGACGUUUUCUUAAGCAGGAUUUGAUGUUGCUGUCAGAAUUUGCAUCUAAACGUAAUGCUAGUCCGACAAAGUUUUGUGGCAGGGUUGACGCGAACUACGCGGUCUAGCUCAGCUCUUGAUGACAAGGGCGACUUUUUGCUUUUCAGAGGCUCGCCUGCUCAUGACGUCUGCAAUUUUGCUUGCAGCCCAUCUGCCUUACGGAGGCAGACAAAUCUUUUUUUGCCCCGUUUAAGCAUAAACACAUGCCAAAAUUAUUUUAGAUCAAAUGACAGGGGCAUUGACGAAUUACCAGUGAGCAUAUUUGUAAAGCAUUCGUCGGGGGUAAGAUCUGCUGCAAAGACCAUGAAUAUAUUUAAAGCUUAACUUCAAAAAGACCUAAAAUUUAUCAAAGUCACUCACUUGUGUAAACCCUAGACCCUUUGGACCAUCAGUGGGAAUUUUAAGAGUGAGCAACCAAACCAAGGAACAUAAUGGCAGCUGAAAUUUGGAAGGGUUAGUGGCGAUACUUAAUGGGCAUCUUAAUGUCCAAUCUGGGGAAAUGGCGUCACAUACAUUUACAAAAUAAACUUCAUGCUUUUCUGAAAAAAAUCAGAUGUGUGCUGGAAGAUGUGCUAACUCAUGAAAUGCCGUCCAGAAUUUCGAAAUGCGUUCACAUUUCGAAAAAAAUAAAUUAAGUAGUGUUGUAAAACUAAUCACGAUGCAGAAUAAAUCUAUAAUGAUACAGUAACGUUAGGGUGUCGGCUUUCGAAAGAAUAUAUUUUUGGCUGCAUGAAAGAUCUACACUCUGCAAAGAAUGACUACUUAAGUUGUAUGCAAUUUUCUCAUUGUUUUUCCAUGCCCUUAAAAAUUCAAUUAUAUUUCAUGGAAAACAUGCAGAAGAAUAUUCAUUCUUUUAUUUGUUCGGUAGGAAAUCACGUCUUCUUCCAAUUUCAUACUCAAAAGAAAAGUACAAUUCGGUCUUAUAAAGUUUCUUAGGUAACAGUCGGGAGAUGGCACACAAAAAAAUCCGCCUAAACAAAGCAGCCUUUCUUACGGGACAGGUGGUAAUAGGGGUUUUAUGUGUGGUGGCUGGUCGGGGUUAGGAUACUAGCCGACGGAAAGCCUUAAUUGAACAGGCGAAUGAUCGAAGUUGGCCCGCUCUCCGUUCCGUUACUACAAAAUGGGUCGCCAAAUCAGUAUAGUGGUAACGGACAAGUGGAAGGCGUAUAAUCGUCUUCCCUCAGAAGGUUAUCUACAUUUCUUAGUUAACCACUCAAUAAACUUCAAGGACCCUACCACCGGACGGCACACCAAUGCUGUUGAAGGAUACCGGAGUAAACUGUAAAGGAAACUCUACGAGGGGGCCCUGCAUGUGGUCGAGCUGUGUGGGCUCACAUAUACGAAGUACAGUAUCGUCUUUGGUUUGACCUCACUGCUAUGUCUUUGAUAGAUACCUGGGAACUGUUCAUGUCCCCUCUUCUGCAGACCUAUCCUACUUAAAAGUGUUUGUGUUAUAUAAUAAACGGGCAUAAUGCGAAUGUAUGCCGCAUAUUCAGGUGUACGUGUGUAGCGAUGAGGAAGGUUGGGUAAGAGCGACCAUCGUCCAUGUAACCUCCUGCGAUGUUCGUUCGGCCAGCCCAUGUUAGGUCGUCGAGGAAAAGUCCAAGUAGUGCGUGAAAGUAGGCCUGCAACCGCCGAUAUAGCCUGAAUGCGUUUGAGUCCACUGUUAAAGGUAUCGUUUCUAGGUAACGGAUUUUUUGGGUGCCAUCUCCCGAUUGUUACCGUUUCUUAUUUUAAGAUUUUUUUUAUACCGUUCAAUGGCCGUUCAUAAAACGUCAUGUAUCUUCAUUUACGAAUAUGGCUUUUAAAGUUAACAAUGUUGCUCAAAUCCACUGCUUAAUUUUAUGAACCUCAUAUGGUCUCCUCUUAACACCAUAGAGAAAUGCAUGCAAUAUUGUUAACUUGUUAGGAUGAGAAGAAAACUGUUAGGAAGAUCCCGCACGUUAUCAACAAUGCGGUCUACUGCGGUCAGCUAGAAAACAUGCCCGGAUACGCAUACACGAACAUCAGUCUGAAGUAAAGUGUCCGGAGUACUUGCCCUGCGUCGCUAUGAAUACAAUGGAAACUAUAUGCAGAUGUGCUUGGAAUAAAACACGCACCGUUGGCGUACGUCCUUACAAAAGACGCGAAUGAUUCCUGCAAGCCAUACACUUUAAUGACUGGCACAUUAACUGACAUGUCGAACUUGACGAUGUGUACACUAAUUUCAAGAAAACAUUAAUAAUACGAAAAUUACAACAAUAUGAACAUCAGCCGGCAUCCAUGGCUCAUUGGCAAGAAUUAAAAAACCAUAUCGCUUUUUCAGGCUGAUUUAAAAUCUGCACUGUUUUACUUAUUUGCUGUAUGUCUGUUAUUGGCCUUAUGGUCAGCAUCGAAACUUUACACAUCUGAGCUUGAUGACAUUCCCAAUGGCCAUUUCUGGCUCGUUUGCAGUCAUCAGCCAAUCCCACCUAACUGCAGAUGUAGAGCGCUCGAGAUUCGGAGUCAAGACCUUUAGUCAUUAGACCUAACACUCUACCCUCGGGCCGCAAAUCCGCUGUCUUGUCAGUUGUAAUCAAAAAUAAUAUUUGCAGUAGGGAAGCCCACACACGUCUAGUUUCGGAGAUAUAAACUAAGACCCUCGAAGUCAGUGGCAUUGCGACUAAUGACUAACGUAGAGGUGGCACCGAUAAAGACGAGCGUAGCAGGAAUGGCUCGCUAGUCGUCACCAGUCAGUCACAUCCGACUCUAGGUGUGGACCACCGUAGAUUCAAACUCGAGAUGCUUGGCCACUGAUUCUGGCAUUCCAUUAUUUAUCCACUGUGUCCACUCUCCUCUCCGCUGUGAUUGAUGAACGUGCCUCCAAAACGGGACAGGUGGUAGAUGCGUUGGACCAACGCGGGGGCCAUAUGGGAUUAUGGCAGGCGCUAUCGAAUUUGCGCACCACAAGAAAAUGCCAACACAUUGGGGUACGGUGGCAGACCCGGUUGCGGGCCGAUUUCACGCACACUGGGAUGCCUGCCGACCACCUCGUGUUGUUGUUAUUGGUCAAGAACCUGGUUAUGUGCUCUGUGGUCCAGGGUGUGGGGAGUGGAAGGCCAAGGUGUGGGUUAGACAGUGUCAUUCACUUGCGCCCUCCCCGCCUACGGUCUGGUUGACCCUGUUAUGACUCAAGCACGACUGGGAGCAGGAGAGCAGAGUGUGGUAGAUGCUGCCCAAGUCUAAUAUCACUAAAACGUAGUUCACACACAAGUCAUCCUCCCUGCUCUCACUGUGACUUAAAGCACACAAUGGACAUCGUCGGCAACGACGGUCAGACUGUCGGUUGAUAAGCGUUCAUCUAUAAUUUAAUAGUAUUCUCGAUGAAAUAAAUGCCAAACUACGCAGUUUUUUCUUUCUUACUAAAUAGCGUGAAACACUAAAUUUCACCGCAUUGGGGAGAUCUAUAAAGCACUGUUUUCAGGUACGAGAAACUACUCAAAAAUAAUUCUUUCAUUUACACAGCUGUAUACGCAAAAGUCGUCGUAUGCAAAGGAAUCCAAGGAAAACUGCAUAAAGCCAAGCGAACCCAACCACUGGAACAGAGGAGGAGUUUUGACGAGUCCUUCACCUUUUCAAAAAUCGAAGACCCCUCAAACAUGAACGUCCGCAUUGUGCUCAUGCAACAAGGCUUUAUUGGUAAGUGUGAACACCGAGAUCCGAGUUAUUCUUGA
Molecule: messenger RNA, 33387 nt
Organism: Spirometra erinaceieuropaei
Lineage: Eukaryota; Metazoa; Platyhelminthes; Cestoda; Diphyllobothriidea; Diphyllobothriidae
Source: the annotation of a GenBank genome assembly